AUGUCCUUUUUCAAAAACAUCUCAAAGGAGUUUGGCAUCGGCGACAAGAAGCGCGACGAGCCGCAGCAAGGCCAGCGAGACUACGGCUACCAUGGCGCCCCCGAGCAGCAGGGCGGCGGCCCUCCUCCCGCCCAGUACUACGCCGCGCCCCCGCAGCCCGCCUACCAGCCGCCAUCCGACAAGCCUCCUUUGCCCGGCGGCUGGACGCCCCAGUUCGACCAGCAGCACCAGCGCUGGUACUACGUCGAAGAGGCCACCGGCCAGACCCAGUGGGAGGCUCCCGGAUAUAGCUCUCCGCCGCCUCCCGUAGACAGCCGCCCCGUCGACAGCUCGCAGGGCUACGAUCAAGGCGGACACGGCGGCUACCCUCCACCCGGUGGAGGACACGGUGACUACGCGACACCGGGCGGGCCGCCCCCCGGCUACGGCGGGCAGUCCUACCAGGCUCACAGCGAGGAGACCAAGGGCGGCGGCAAGGGCGGCAUGCUUCUCGGGGCCGCGGGCGGUCUCGCCGCCGGAGCUGCGGGCGGCGCGCUCCUCCACCACGCCACGAGCGGCCACAGCAACAGCGACGACGAAGGCGAACACCGAUACGCGCCCCCUGCCCAGCCCCCAAUGCCCUACGAACAGCAGCAGCCCGGCUUCUACGGUGCCCCGCCCCCGGUCCUACCGCCCACAGACGAGGACGGCAGCUCCGUCUCUUCGAGCGACCGCGACGACGUGGGGGAGGCACGCCGGAAGUACGAGGAGGCCGCUGCCAAGGCGGCUGACUCGAGUUCCAGCAGCAGCAGCAGCAGCAGCAGCAGCAGCAGCGACGACGAGGAUCUACGCGAGGCUCGAGAGCACUACGAGGAAGAGUACGAGGAGGCAUACGGAAGCGGCGAUGACGACGACUACUGA
This is a messenger RNA of Hirsutella rhossiliensis, 900 nucleotides long. RefSeq names its product WW domain-containing protein. Lineage: Eukaryota; Fungi; Ascomycota; Sordariomycetes; Hypocreales; Ophiocordycipitaceae. The transcript has 2 exons. Gene Ontology annotation, molecular function: protein binding. Bases 1 to 900 code for a protein of 299 amino acids. The record is from RefSeq and is a predicted model, not a curated record.